UUGUAGCCAUUCAGCAGCCUGGCGCCGCAGAGAGCGCAUUGAGCCAGAGCCUGCAGAGCGUCGAUUCACACCGCAGACAGAGGGGGAACAGGCGGCAUCCACUGGCAGAAACAGUCGGACAUAUCCCGCAUGGUUCACGUCCAGAGACCCCCCCUUUCCCGUUACCCUGCCUUUCCACUCUGAAUCUACAAAAGGAAGAUAAGAGGUGGAAGAGCACUCGCUUGGAGCCGUGGAGUUAUAUAAGAGCAGAGGAAGCGUCAGCCUCGUCGCAGGGCCGUUGUGACUCAUUGAUAAAUAACACAGACUCUCUCCGACCAGAUGCAUGAAUGAACGCCAGUGUAGGCAACCCGCAGUCGGGAAAUCUGUGAAGGGGACCGGUGUGUUUAGUGAUCCGGACGCUGAAAGACAUUUGGAGUGAGAAUUUAUUUGUCUGAUUUUGUAUUUUUUUUCCUUCUUUUCUCUUUUAUUUUUUAUUUUUUUACACCUUUGCCCUCAGUUGCUUGUGUUGCCGAGGGCCCACCGAGCAGCGGAGCGGACUGAAAAAGAAAUCCCGUACAGAUUAUUCGCUCGCUUGCCUCCUUGCCGCUGCAGCCAGGAAGCUCCCCGCUUUCUCAAAGACAUUUUUACUCCUGCUUAUAAAUGCUUGACAAGCUCAAGCCCGUCGUCCAGCUCGACUCGGUAAUGGCGAUUAGCAAGACGGUAGGCUGGCUCCGGGAGCAGCUGGAGACGCGCAGGGACGGGCUGCUUGUGAUGGACUGCCGGGCCCAGGAGCUCUACGAGUCGUCGCAUGUCGAGACGGCCAUCAACGUGGCCAUACCGAGCCUCAUGCUCCGCCGGCUCAAGAAGGGCAACCUGCCCGUGCGGUCGCUGCUCUCGGACGGAGAGGACCGCGAGAGGUUCGUGCGGCGGUGCAAGACGGACACCAUCGUGCUGUACGACGAGUACAGCCGGGAGUGGAACGAGAAUGUGGACGGGGGCUCGGUGUUGGGUUUACUGCUGAGGAGGAUGAAGGACGAAGGCUACAAGGCCUAUUAUCUGGAGGGUGGCUUCAGUAAAUUUCAGGCGGAGCACCCCGCUCUGUGCGAAACCAACCUGGACGGCUCCCCCAACAGCAGCUCCCCUACGGCCCAGGUGCUGGGCCUCGGCGGGCUGCGGAUCAGCUCCGACUCCUCAGACAUUGAGUCAGACAUAGACCGGGACCCAAGCAGCGCCACGGACUCCGAUGGCAGCCCGCUGUCCAACCCGCAGCCCUCCUUCCCGGUGGAGAUCCUGCCGCACCUCUACCUGGGUUGCGCCAAGGACUCCACCAACCUGGACGUGCUGGAGGAGUACGGCAUCAAGUACAUCCUCAACGUUACUCCCAACCUGCCCAACCUCUUUGAGAACGCAGGGGAGUUUAAGUACAAGCAGAUCCCCAUCUCGGAUCACUGGAGCCAGAAUCUCUCCCAGUUCUUCCCCGAGGCCAUCAGCUUCAUCGAUGAAGCUCGAGGCCAGAAGUGUGGCGUCCUGGUCCACUGCCUGGCCGGCAUCAGCCGCUCAGUGACAGUGACGGUGGCUUACCUGAUGCAGAAGCUCAACCUGUCCAUGAACGACGCCUACGACAUUGUCAAGAUGAAAAAGUCCAACAUCUCACCCAACUUCAACUUCAUGGGCCAGCUCCUGGACUUUGAGCGCACACUGGGCCUGAAAAGCCCGUGCGACAACCGCAUGGCCGCACCGAGCCAGCAGCUCUACUUCACCACCCCGACCAACCACAACGUCUUCCAGCUGGACCCCCUGGAGUCCACGUGAGGGCCGGUGUCACCACCCCUCUCCUUGCUGGAGGUUAUGUGGGCCUCCUGUUGGAAAAGCUGCAAAAAGUUUCUCUUUUUUCUGUCGUCUGCUGUGCGACUGGGCUCUUGACGUUAUUGAUACAGCUGGUUUGAGGCGACAGCUGCUGAGCGUGGUUACUGGAGGGCCAAAGCUGUCUGGCCAAGACGCAGCUGCUGUUGACUAAAUGAGGAGAGACAGUAAAAGAGACAGAGACAGAAAAGAGGAAGAGAGUCAUUUAAAGAGUGCAGAUACUUUCUACAAUCCUAUAUCGCUGUUGGACUCCUGAGGUCUUUUAUCUCUUUUGUCAUCGUGUCUGAGGAAACUUAAAGUGAUUUGUCGGACAGCUGUACGUUAUGCUUCAAAGUUCCUAGGCUGGUGUGCCAAAGAUACAUGAUUGUUCAAACCGGACAGAUCUGAAAAUGAAAGUCUUUUUUUUUACGUUUGUUUUGGGGUCCAGCACUGGUUCCCCCAAGAUCCCGGGUGCGUUGUCUCCUUUGUCUUCUGUGAAGACUUGCCUGUGUGGGGCUGAAGCACCCCAGCUUUAGAUGGCACACUAUAUACUGGACUCGAUUUUACAUUUGUGGAGUCUUUUCAAACAUUUAUACAUUGUGUAUAUAUCUUAAUAUAAAUACAAUACAGUAAAAGCCUUGCUCUAGUAUAUACCCUUUGCAACAAGUGGGUACUGAAGAUUCUCUUUGUUUCAUAUUCUACUUUUAUGUAAGCAAACAAACUGCAUAUUGAUCAGUAUGUUUAAGUUUAUUAUGCCAAAAAUCAAGUAGGCUUUCCAAGAAUUGUGGAAAAAUGUGUACAUGUGUAAUAUAUUUGAUAAUCGCUUUACGUGCGGAUUCAGCCGACCGGCCUUGUUUUUGCACCCACCCUCUCACAAAUCAAAGUCACCUUGGUUGUUUGCCUUACUUUUGUACUCAGAAGGUUUUCAAUGCAUUAGCCUUCAGAGAAAUUCACCAAUUUUCUCAACUCCACAGCAUCCCAGAGAUUUUUUUUUAAAUUUCACACAAAAAUGAAACCAAACCUUAGGCAAAUUUAAAUAGCAGCAGUUUUUAAUUUGGCAGCACAUGAAAGAUAGCUGAAGUAGUCAGAAUGGCGAGCUGUGUUGUCUGGAUCUCUGAAGGUUAAUGUGAGUAAUCCUGAUCUGUGCACAAGGGUUAAAAGUCUCUGACGUGUGGACAAAGCAGGAGGCUUUUGCUUGCCUCGCCUCUUCAGGGAAAACUCUGUGAAAUGCAGUUUUUAUUUGUCAAGAUGAGAGAAAAAAGAAUCCAGAGCUUCGGAGGGUUGUGUUGCCCCCUCCAGAGAGAAGGCCUCUUUCCGGAGGAAGCCAUCUUGGCGACCUCUGCCACCCCCUCUCCACACUCCUCUCUUACGAAUGUAAAGAAAAGAUAAGUUAUUAAUAAAUUGCUAUUUUGUCUACA
This is a messenger RNA of Toxotes jaculatrix (banded archerfish), 3239 nucleotides long. RefSeq names its product dual specificity phosphatase 6 (gene dusp6). Gene Ontology annotation, cellular component: cytoplasm; cytosol. The record is from RefSeq and is a predicted model, not a curated record. Gene Ontology annotation, biological process: regulation of heart growth; protein dephosphorylation; positive regulation of apoptotic process. NCBI's taxonomy places the organism in Eukaryota, Metazoa, Chordata, Actinopteri, Toxotidae. Gene Ontology annotation, molecular function: protein tyrosine/threonine phosphatase activity; MAP kinase tyrosine/serine/threonine phosphatase activity. The transcript has 3 exons. Bases 640 to 1791 code for a protein of 383 amino acids.